Suillus paluster is the source of this 1019-nucleotide messenger RNA. RefSeq names its product peptidase M76 family-domain-containing protein. Gene Ontology annotation, biological process: mitochondrial proton-transporting ATP synthase complex assembly; mitochondrial protein processing. Gene Ontology annotation, molecular function: metalloendopeptidase activity. The record is from RefSeq and is a predicted model, not a curated record. The coding region runs from base 90 to 749 and encodes 219 amino acids. The transcript is spliced from 5 exons. Gene Ontology annotation, cellular component: extrinsic component of mitochondrial inner membrane. Lineage: Eukaryota; Fungi; Basidiomycota; Agaricomycetes; Boletales; Suillaceae.
CUAACUUGGUCUCGCCGCGACACCUCCGUGGGAACUCAUCCGAAUGAAUAUGCACCUUGAACACGCGGUUUGCACCAGGAUUUGCACUCAUGGAUCCAGCCUCCUCUGCACCACCUGUUAAUCCAUCAGAGUCGCGAGCGUUCCAAAGAUGGUUGCGAAAAGCUGCUCAAGUAACAGGUAUCGGACUUACCGCAGACGAACGAGACCGCGACCGGGUGGAAGUACAGCAUCGCCGCUGCGAGCAAUGGAAGACCGAACUCCUGAAUUACAGUCCUUCUGUGGUUUUCAUGUUGAAGCAUCUUAAGUUGACCGGCUGCCCGGUACCGCCCUCGAACAUCGUGUGCGCCCCGUGCGAUCUCACGCGUUCCGGAGGCUUCCACCCUGCCGGGGCGAUUGUCCUUUGUCAGGGCCACUUUGGAGACAAGAAGCACAUGGAGGAUACCCUGACGCACGAACUGGUACACAUGUAUGAUCAUUGCAAGUUCAAUGUUGACUGGAAAAACUUGAGACAUCACGCGUGCAGCGAAAUCCGUGCUAACAGCUUAAGCGGUGACUGUCGGUACAUGCGUGAGCUGGGAAGGGGAUUCGUGUCAUUUUCAAAACAGCAUCAGGCCUGCGUGAGACGGCGUGCUAUACUUUCGGUGCGCGCGAAUCCCAUGUGCCCAGACGAAGCAGCUGCAGAACGAGCGGUGAAUGAGGUUUGGGAGAGUUGUUUCAACGAUACAAGACCGUUCGACGAGAUCUAUUAGGCGGUGGAAAGUGACCGUGUUCUAUUCUUGAAUGCAGGCGAGAUGCUGUGAGCCUGAGCCUGAAUGGAAAUUGGGAGAUCGGACGCCGUCCUUUGGCUAAACUCCUAAUAUCUUUUGUUCCAUGAUCGGUGCUGGGGGUUGAGGACAUCGAGUGGAUCAUGUCUGUUAUUACUAACUAAGAUCUAUAGUUGGUUAUACCUACAGUUGCAUACGCAAUAGACAACGCGGGAAUGGCGAGGAAUGUAUGAGAAAGGAAGUGAAUCCAGCGUG